UUAUGUUUUUAACUUUAGACUCCAACCAAUGUGUAUGUUCUUUUAUCCUAUUUGGCUUUAAAUUAGUGAAUUUUUUUAAGGGUUUUCAUUUGCAAAAAGUGUAACAUUGUUAUUGUUCCUUUUUUUCACUUGCGUUUGCUAAAGUUGUACUUAAUUUGUAGUAGGUUUUAUAUUUCCCCAAGUAGUGGACCUUGUCAAAAAUGCAACUUAGUUUGCCUAGUCCGUACAUUGUUAUAUUUAUUUGCUUUGUUCUAUUCUUCUACUGAUUUUUUUUCUUUUUCUUUUUGGUUUUUGGGAGAAGUCAUUUCCAACAACUGGCUAAGUACCUGAAUUGUAUUACCUUCCACUAAUCUCUCUUCUAUUAUUUAUACAUUAUACUACAAGAUAAACUUUCAUUAUUAUUUUCUUAUUAGAAAUGGAUAGACAAUUUUUUGUACAAGUUCAUUUCAAGCAUCCUCAAAUUUUCAUUGAUCCUGUUGUGAUGUUGUCUGCUAGGUCAUAGAAAACUCCAAAUCCUAUAAAGCUUUUGAAAUUAAUAGAUUAUUUUAAGGUCUAUCCUUUGAUUUUUGUAAUGGAUAUUUACUCAAAGAGAGAAAUUUUUGUAUCCUUGGCACUCCACACAUUCACAAGUUUAGCAUUGUUUGGAAUCUGCUUGGGACAAGGUUCUCCUGCUAACUUUGUUUUUGGAGAUUCUCUGGUUGAUGCUGGAAACAACAACUACAUUGUUUCACUAUCCAGGGCUAAUUAUCCUCCGAAUGGAAUUGAUUUUGGUUCACCAACUGGCAGAUACACAAAUGGAAGAACGAUAAUUGACAUUAUAGGUCAAGAAUUGGGUUUCAAAGACUUCACUCCACCUUACUUAGCACCCACAACUUCUGGACCAGUAGUUCUUGAUGGUGUAAAUUAUGCUUCUGGUGGAGGUGGAAUUCUUAAUGAAACCGGAAAAAUAUUUGGAGGAAGAAUAAAUUUCGAUGCACAGAUUGAUAAUUUUGAAAACACAAGGCAAGACAUCAUCUCUCAAAUUGGUCUCCCAGCUACUAUGCAACUGUUUGAAAAGUCUCUCUUCUCAGUUACAAUUGGCUCAAAUGACUUCAUCAAUAACUACUUGACACCAAUUCUAUCCACUGCUGAGCAGAAGUUGGUGUCUCCAGAAAUGUUUGUGGGAGCUAUGAUUUCAAGAUUGAGACCACAACUUAAUAGACUUUACAACUUGGGAGCUAGGAAGAUUGUGGUGGCUAAUGUGGGACCUAUUGGGUGUAUACCAUAUCAGAGAGAUAUAAAUCCUAAAUCAGGGGACAACUGUGCAGCAUUCCCUAAUCAGCUAGCUCAGUUAUUCAACAACCAACUGAGUAGCCUUAUUCCAGAGCUCAAUGCUAAUCUUGAAGGGUCAAUGUUUGUGUAUGCAGAUGUUUACCAUGUUGUGGAAGAUAUCCUUGAGAACUACAUAAAAUAUGAUUUUGAAAAUCCUUACUCUUCUUGCUGCUACAUUGCUGGGAGAUUUGGAGGCCUGGUUCCAUGUGGUCCUCCAUCUAACGUGUGUUUGGACAGGUCCAAAUAUGUGUUCUGGGAUCCAUAUCAUCCCUCUGAUGCUUCUAACGUCAUCAUAGCAAAGUAUCUUCUUGAUGGUGACACUACUUCCGUUUCACCAAUGAAUGUUAGACAACUUUUAUCAUCUUGAUCCAACCACAAAAGGGUCAAUAGAAGUUCAUUAUUUUUUAUACAUAAUAUAUAUAUAUAUACAUAUCUAUAUAUAAAAACUACUUUGAAUCUAUUUCAUGGCAUUAUUAAUGUGAUAUUGAAACUUGUAGCCACACAAGAAAAAAGAUCACGUAAAUGUAAUCAUUUGAUGGGAAUGAGCAGUACAUUAUUUUUAUGAAU
This is a messenger RNA of Humulus lupulus (European hop), 1878 nucleotides long. Its product is annotated as GDSL esterase/lipase At4g16230-like. The transcript has 5 exons. Gene Ontology annotation, molecular function: hydrolase activity, acting on ester bonds. The record is from RefSeq and is a predicted model, not a curated record. The coding region runs from base 572 to 1678 and encodes 368 amino acids. NCBI's taxonomy places the organism in Eukaryota, Viridiplantae, Streptophyta, Magnoliopsida, Rosales, Cannabaceae.